CAAAUAUCUGCAAAAAAACAUUGGCAAGACAUUGAGGUGGAAGAAAGACUUUCAGGUGUAGACAUGUCUUAUAUUCCUCCACAUAAGAGACAUUCAAAGGAUCCAAACAGAUCUACCCCUGUUCCAGAUUCUCUCGUUACAAAAUUUAAGAACAAACUCGACUUCAAAAGUAGCAGUGAUAACAUCAACCGUGUUACAUGUUCAGAAAAUUUCAUUUCCAAAUGGCUUAUUGUUGGUUCAAAUGGGAUCGGGGAUAAGGUUCCUGCAUCUGUUGAUCUUGCUCCCUUUUCCUCGGAUUCUGCCGAAUGCAUAAAUGGAGAAAGGCCUUUGGUACUGAUGAACAACGACUUCAAUACUGAAGUGAGCGAGCAAGAAGAGAGAGCUCAAUGGCUGUUAAUAGCAGAGAAUGUGGAAGAGGAUCUUGUGUUGGCAUAUGAGCGAGCUAAAACUUCAAUGGAGGAGAAUCAACAUGUAUUGAGAUUGGUUGCUAGGUUUGGUAAAAUUCUCCUCUACAAGAGGAAACCUGGUCCUCUAGCUGAAUUCUCACAGAAAAAUUUGAAGAAGAAGUUCUCUACAGAUGUCCCAACUUCUAACUUGCAACACAUAAUGUCUAAUGUGGUACCAAACCAUGGAUUCUCUAUGGACUUGGAAAAGGAAACAUACACUGUGAAGGUAUAUCAUAAUACUCGACCCACUGAAACCAUCAACUGUAAGUGUACCAUUAAAGAAGAUGGACGGCUCAGUAUGUACAAGGCCGAGCUUAAUGUUGUAUGGCAUUUGGUUGUUGAUAUGUCAUGCAUUGAUAAGAGCAUGGACAUGAGGCUGAUGCUUGCUGCCAAAAGGAAAAUGACGGCUCUCACCGGGAAGGAGAUAAGUGACAUUAAAGAGCUACUAGACUCAGCAACUGUUGAUCCAAAUGUGAAAGGAGGUUUAAGAUGGCCGUUUGGUAAAGCUUCAUCUGGAGAUGGAUACAGAAUAUUUGAAGUGUGUCAUGUUAGAGCUACAAUCUACAAAAACCAGGCUCUAAGGCUUAGGGUUAGAGAAACUGAUAGAUUCAACGAGAGGACUGGAACAGGAGCAGUCAAGAGAGAGGUGACUCUGGUACUUAAAGACGUUAACACUAAGUUACAGGAGCAGAACAUUGAAAGGGGUUGUGUUUUGGAAAUGCUUCGAGAUGCUCUUGGAAUCAUAUGGGACUUUAUGCAUUGUGAUGCAUCUCUAACAAAGUAAAGAACCGUGUGAUAUUGCUAAUAGUACUAUUGGGUUUCCCUUUUACUUUCUCUUGAUUUUAUAGUCUCGGUCAGAUGAAAACUGAGACUAUAUAUAGACUUUGUGCAAUAAUAUGUUUGACUGAAUCA
Molecule: messenger RNA, 1358 nt
Organism: Eruca vesicaria subsp. sativa (arugula)
Lineage: Eukaryota; Viridiplantae; Streptophyta; Magnoliopsida; Brassicales; Brassicaceae
Source: the annotation of a GenBank genome assembly